AAUUAGUUCAAAAAAUAUAUAAAUAGGGGGCAAAUCGUUCAGCUAUGUUGGCAUUGGCCGUAUUUUAAUUUUUUAAUAGUUAGUGCGUUUUGAUUCGUCACUGUCAUUGUAGAUAUUUGUUCAUAUUGGCAAAUAAAAGUAACGGAAGAGCAAGAAAAUAUUUGUUUAAUUUCGCAAAAUAAAAAGUACUUAUUUUAUUUUUGUGACGUGUAAAAAUGAGCAUUUCUUUGUUAAAAAUUGCGAGGUGUGAUAAAUAAGUAUAGUGCAGACCUGGAUUUUACCCAUUUCAGCUCUAGUCAUGUCUUUUCCUUGUAGUAACUGCUAUAUGCAAUUGAACUGAGUGUGUAAAGUUAUCAGUUAACCAGUAUUAUUAAACAAUUUAAGUUUGUGCUGUUUUAUUUGGAGCGUUAUUAGGUAAUCAAACAACUAUGCAGCGUUGGUUUUUCUUAGAGGACCCAAGUUCUUCCGAAAUUCGCAAUGGUAAACCCGAAACCAGAGUUUCAAGUACCUCACUAAAGUCUGCUGAAUACACACCUAAAAAGUGGUUGUUCCGUGUUAGAGUGCGUGAAGUAUUACGAGGCGAUGAAAAUGUUUGUGUUUGUGGAGACUUGCCAGAGCUGGGCUCUUGGCAGCCAGAAAAAUGUGUACCCUUAAUAAGGGAGGAAGAUUCAGACAUUUGGUCUGCAAUUAUAGAAAUACCUGAAAAAAAGAAGGUUGAGUUUAGGUACUGUGUUUGUAUACUGGUGGAACUUGGUAUACAAGUAAUAGUGAGAAGCUGGGAGACAAAUCUUCAAGCUAGAUCUGUUGAUUCGAUAUCUGGUAAUUCUCCUACAUUACAUGAGGAGCCUCAUGAAUAUGGAUGUUAUGGUGAUGCUGAACAUAUUGAUAGGGGUUGGCUAAGCAAAGAAACUGUCAUUCAAUUGAAACUCUGCAAUAACCCCUUAGUACUCUUUAGGCCAAAGUAUCAAAAUAGGAAUAUAAAUAUUAAAGUGACUCCUGUAAGUUUGACACGCUCUAACACUGGUUUUGCCAAGACUAUGUCCGAAGCUCUAGAAGAAUCUUUAAGUGCAGAUACUCAGGAUUCAGUCGAGGCUCCCAGACAUGCUUUCACAGAAGUAGCUAGCUUAAAUGCAGAGGAUCCUAGUUUUUAUCCUCAAAACCAAUUUGGCAAUGAGUUGGUUAAAGAUGAUAUGUUAAUUUUCCAAUCUACAGUGUUGUUUCCCUCUACUAUUGCUUUCUUAAUUGAUCUCUAUAUAUACAGCUCUCGUUCUGGAGAGGGAGAGCCUCCUUAUCAUGCGGGUUUUAGUUACCUCCUGCCUUCAGUAUUACAAGGAUCUGAAGGUAAUGUAGUGUUACCAGUUACAAGUACAAAACACCGUCCUUUGGGUGAAAUUAGGAUAGAAUAUUUAGUGAUUGGUCCGAUGCCUAGCUUCAAAUGUGAUAUGUUUAUUUCUUAUGCAAGGCAUUGGAAAAAAACCAGAUCCGGCCUUGAUGUUGGUCAUAGAGGUUCUGGUUCUAGUUUUAAAACAAAAGUACAAAAUUGUGCCGAGGUUAGAGAAAAUACCAUAGCUAGUCUGAAGAAUGCUAUCGAGCAUGGAGCUGAUUUUGUGGAGUUUGAUGUACAGUUGAGUAAAGAUUUAGUGCCUAUAAUUUAUCACGAUUUCCAUGUUUGUAUAUCCAUGAAGCGGAAGAAGGAACUAGCAGAAACUGAUAUGCUGGAGAUACCAUUGAAAGAGCUGACAUUGGAUCAGUUGAGGUUGUUAAAGGUUUACCACUUGACAGAAGGUAAAUCUAAAAACCAAAGGUUCUUUGAUGAGGAACUAGAUGAUCACCAACCAUUUCCCACUCUUCAACAAGUCUUAGAGACUCUGGAUAGCCAUACUGGAUUUAACAUCGAAAUCAAAUGGACUAUGCAAUUAAAUGAUGGAUCCUACGAACUGUACCAUCCAACUGAUCUUAAUUUGUACCUGGAUACGAUACUCGAUGUAGUGCUUCGAUAUGGUGGUGAUAGAAGGAUAAUAUUUUCCUGUUUCAACCCGGAUAUCUGCCAAGUGAUCCGGUUGAAGCAGAAUAAAUAUCCUGUGAUGUUCUUAACCGUCGGCGAAAGCCAGAUUCAUGCUAAAUACAGGGAUCCAAGGUGUUGGUCAAUUCCGGCUGCAGCGCAAUAUGCAAAGAUGAUCGAGAUCUUGGGAAUUAAUGUACAUACGGAAGACCUGUUGAGAGAUUCUAGCCUAGUUAAACAUGGUGCUGCUCUUAUACUCUUCUGUUGGGGCGACCAAAACGCAGAUCCUGCCACCAUAAAGUACCUGAAACAGCUUGGUCUUCACGGAGUCAUCUACGAUAAAAUCCACGAGUACAGCAACAAGGAGAUAAAAGAAAGCAUCUUUAUGGUGGAAGCCAGAGAGUCACAAAAAGAAUUAAUUCGUCUCGCUGCUGCAACUUCGGAAACGCCGCAAAGUCCACUUCCACAAGCUAUCAUCAAAGAACCUGUACUGGAUUUCCAAAUGGUGAAAGGACAGUUGGGAGAUAAGAUAUCCACGGCAACUUCUCUGGAGUCUCUAGAGAGUCGUCUGUCUGAACAAGACGAGAUCAAAAAGUCGUGUUAGGUAGCAAGAAAAAACAAAUACACGCAAAGAAAAAAAUUGGAUGCAAAUAUGUCAAUAAAAAAGAAAAAAUCUAGCUAAUAUUAAACGUUGAAUUUGACGAACUUAGUUUGUUUACAAAAUUUUAUCGUUGCGUUUCAAGUCGGAUUAUCGGAACAAACUUAUUAAACUCAAGGUAAUCAGCUUUUGCUUAAUUUACUUACUGUUAUCUAAUAUAUUCGAAUUAUAGAAUGGCCCACUAAUAAAAAAAGCGAUGAUCUACUGUUUGAAUAUGAGUGUGUCUGACAACGUAGAAUCAAAAUUUAACUGUCAGAUGACUCUUAUUUUGGCCUCCACAGUUGUUGCUAAAUGCAGUUGCCUGUUUCACAGAUAGGGGAAGGCUUCUGAUAUAUUUUAGGAGACAAGAUAAUAUUUUCUGAUAUCCUCGUGACGCCUGAUCUACGUAUCACAUAAAUAAAUGGGUCGUUCCAGUCUGUAGGUUAUGGACCCCUAAGUCAUACGUCCAUAGUUGCUUUAAAUAAUAUUCUUUAGAAGUUUCCCACUUCCUAGCAUCCUUUAGGUCAUGAGACCCAUCACACAGCCACCUUUACUUCCAAGCCAUGAAGUAAAAAUGGCAACACUGCAUUCUAUGACGUCGGUAGUCCGAUUUUCUAGUAAGGUCUACUAGAAAAUUAAACUAAUUUCAAUUUUAGGAAACUGAUAUUUUGAAAACUUCAAUUCAUUAAAGAAAUAUUUUUAGGGAAAUUAAAUUAAGAAAACCUAUAUAUACCUAAUAAUAAUAAUAUAAAGUUUUAUUAUUAUUAAGGUUAUAUUAUAAAUAAAAUAAUCAUCAUCAUCAUCAUUUUUGGCUCGACAAUCCUCUGUGGAUCUUGGCCUGCUCUAAGAUUCGUCGCCAUUCUGUUCGGUUUUGGCAACAUGUUGCCAUCUUCUGAUUUUUAAUAUUCGUAAGUCGAUUUCUACUCCAUCUAACCACCUAAUUCGCGUCGACCUUUGCUUCUUUUUCCUACAGGUGUUCCUGUGGUAGCUUUUUUAGCAAUGGUAUUUUCUGGCAUUCGUAUUAUGUGUCCAGCCCAUCAAAUGAAAUAAUCAGUAAAGUAAAAUUUAUUGCACUUAAAAUACAGUUCAAACAGUUAAUCUCACAUUCAAAUGCAGUCAAGAAUCUCUAGAAAUUUUAAAUAUUAAGUACAUUAAGCAUAUAAAUAACACAAUUAAAAUUAACACAACAUUUCAAAAAAUUAUAAAAAUACAGAAGAUAUAAAAGUUAGUGUAAGUAAAAACAUAGUGUAACUAUUAUAUCAAAAAAUUCAUCCUAAGAAAUCAGACACAAUAUAAAUAUGGUUCUUAAUAUUAAUCUCAUAGAGGAAUUAAAUAUUUUACUAUUUACUGUAAACUUUUGUUGAAUUUUCAUACUUAGGUAAACGAAAGUAGCAAUUUGAAAUAUGAUAAGGUUUUUUGUCAUAUAGACCAAAUACAUAAGUUUAAAGAGGUAUAACAUGAAAAAUGUGUUGAAUGUAACAUACCAUUUAUAACUUGUAUAUCGAUGUUAAAUAGCCUAUAGCCCCUUGAAUAUUCUCAAAAGAUUUUUGAAUGUAAUACUCAAAUUUGUUAUCACUUAUCUAAAAAGCAGAACUACAUCGAGAAAGUAAGUUCUCUAAUUGUGACCAUCUUGUUAAUUUACUAUUUUGUACAAUCCAUUUUAAAUCAUUACUAUACUCCAUUCCACGAAUAUAUGACUGUUAAAUUCGGGUUUAAGGUGUCGAUUUAAAUGGUCCAAUGUACUGAAUUGUACAAUGGUAAAUUCUCCCCAUUUUUAAAAUACUCUUAUGACAGAUAUAAAGCUUAGAUUUAAAUAUGAAGUCAUGAUAUAAAUAUAGAGUUGAUAGUUUGUAGAACAGUUGUAAUUCAGAUUUUGAAGUAUAUAAUUACUAUUAGUGAGUUUAGUAUUGUAAACAAGUUAGUUUUUAAAUUAAGUGAUUUAAACGAAAUGUAACAAUACCUAACUGAUUGAAUAGUGUAAUUUAUGUAGACGAAUAUUCAAUUAGUAUUAAAAAACAAAAAACUUACUUAUUCUCUUAUUCCCCUAAUCGUUUAUACUCCACUCAAAGCAAACAAAUAUUUAAAACUAACAAAGUUAAAUACUAACUAAACUAACCAAGUGAAAUAUUAGAUUUCUUUUUCGGCUUCUGAACCAUCGUUUUGUCAAUUUCCUUUCAAUUAUAUUAAAAUAGUAUAUUUCUUUUUAUUACAGUUGUGGUACCUAAUAAAGUAAUAAAACAGUGUAAUAUAAAAGAAACUCGGUACGCCUCUUUCGGUGUUUACAUUUCACGGAAAUCCAACCCAGAUGUCUGAUGAACACCUUUGGCUUAUAGACGACAUUGUAUUUAUUUGAAGGAGCGGUUGCACAAAAAUUUUUGAUAUUUUCGGAUUACAUUUUACAUUAAAUUUUGCGUCUAUCCGAACUUCUAUUAACUGAAAUAAUUUUAGUUUAGACGUCAUACUAUCAUAUAUAUUAUAUCAUAGAUCCUUUUUAUUGGAAUAAUAAUUAGACCAAUUUACUUCAUACUUGUACGUGCACAGUAAAAUAUUCAUUGUCGCAAUAAUCCAAAACAGUCGUAUAUUCGUGGAAUAACCUAUACUUAAUCUAUUCUUACCUACAUUGACGAUUACACUAAAAUUACUGCUAACUAUUUCACUACUUAAUAUUAUCACACUCAUGUCCUAACUGAUUAAUGUUUAACACAUAGAAAUAUACACAGUUACUUGUAAUUUUACUCGUCCAGUUUUUCAAUGGAUAUUACUGUCUAAGUCUCUUUAAAUCAUUGUCUCAGAAUUCUGUUAUUCGUUGUUCCCUCUUCUUAUCUUCUCAUUGUUCAGUUUCGCUGAAUAUCAUCUUCAUGAAAAUGUUGGGCACAUACUACGGAAGAUUUGGUAAUUGUAUAGCCUUCUCUAUGAAUAGAGCAUAACCAAGUAUACCUUCUUUGGGAAUCUUUGGGAAACGAAAAUGUACUUUCUGCCUGUUUCGUUUUUAAAGUACUGGCAUAAUAGGUUUUGCAACCAGGUAAACAACAAUGCCGGGGCAUCUGUAACAAAAAACAAAAGUAUUAUUAUUGAUUUCAGUUUAUUUUGUAACAAAAGCAAAAGAUUAUUACUGUUUUCAGUGUGUUUUGUAGGUUAUAUUUAUACUUGCCUUUUAGAUUGUCGUUUAAGAAUCUUCUAAAAGUUCUAAACUUAAUGAAAUUGCACUUAUAUUAAUAUUUUCUAAUUGAUUUAAACACAAUUUACAAAUAAAACAUUCGAAUAAAGUUAAAAAAACACUAAAUUCAACAAACUUCACAAGUCUUCCUAUGUGAAAUGUUAAACACAACAAACCACGGUCGGACUACCACGCGUUGUUGCCAAAUUUCUACUUCAUGGCUUGGAAGUAAAGGUUGCUGCGCCCAUCUCCAUUUCCAACCCCAUCUUUGGCCGUUCUUACGGCUUCCGCCUUGAACAAGUGAAAGUCUUUUUAUGUCUGAGCUAAAGCGUUUUCUUCUGCCGAACCUGAUUUAUAUUUAUCUGAAAUUUGUCACAUUUAUCAGAGGUAUGUUUACUUGGACUUUCGAAACUAAGGUUGAACUGAGUAUUAAAAAUAUUCCUGUAAAAGCUUUCACUUACAGGUUCUUCCUGUUUUUUCUUGUUACAGAAAUCAAGUUUGUACAUUAUUUUCAAAUUACACUUGAACAUAGGGGGAUUUUAUUUCUCCCCCUGAAUAUGUUGCUAACUGCUUAUUGAAGCAGUACCUUCGAUUUUGGUUCUAUGUAGUUAUAAUAAAAUAAAAUUGGUUACCUUAUAUUUUGGCGAUCACACUCUCGUAAUUACUUUAAAUUACACUUAAUAAUUAAAACUAUAUUUUUUUUUAUAUAACACAAAAUCUUUUGUGGAGAAAUGAGCGAUUUAUUUUAAAAGUGACAAAUAUUUAGAGUUAUUAAAAUUGACAAAUAUUAGAGUAAUGUCAGAAAUUAUAGAAUGACUGUUGUCGACGUCAUAAAGGUUAAGAAGGGAAUUUCUCGCAAUUAUGUGCAGCAAAUAGAAACAGCAUCUGUCUUGCAUUAUCGGCAAUUCGACCUAUGAAUUUUUUAGGUUGCGAUAUGCAACAUAGUCCCCCCCUUGAUGUGAACGCAUC
This is a messenger RNA of Diabrotica balteata, 6765 nucleotides long. NCBI's taxonomy places the organism in Eukaryota, Metazoa, Arthropoda, Insecta, Coleoptera, Chrysomelidae. The record is from the annotation of a GenBank genome assembly.